AUGUACUUUAGUAAUUAAUAAAAUUUAUUAUUGAAUUGCGUCCUUCAAUUUUACUAAAAACAUGUACGAUGUUGAAAAUUGUGUGAACGUUGUUAAUUCAAUGACAACAGAUGAUAUCACACAAAUAAUAUAAGGUAUAUGAUAGUUUAAGUUGUUCAUUAAUCUUCUCAAAUUUUAGGCACAUAUUGUAUGGGAACUAUAGCUUUCGCAUCAAGUAUAUUAACUCCGAUAAUGAUGGAUUUCGUAAAACCUCGGAACGAAUCUCGAACUCGUUUAAUUAAGUAUUUCAUGGAGUUCUCUCACGAGCAAACAAUAUACGUCGAUAUCUUAUCUUUUGGUUGUAUAUUCAUUUUUACAAUUGGAUUCUUGUCUACCACCAGUACAGAAUCGAUGCUCAAUAUUAUGGCUUAUUACUUAUCCGGAUUAUUCAAAAUUACUAGAGUGAAUGCAUUAUCAAACUGUAGAUUUUUAUGCACCCAUGAAAAAUUAUGGUGGAAAAAUGCACACAAUGCAGAAAGUGCAAGGAAAUAUGUGCAACUAGACUAUAAUUCUCCUUACAUU
This is a messenger RNA of Heterotrigona itama, 561 nucleotides long. NCBI's taxonomy places the organism in Eukaryota, Metazoa, Arthropoda, Insecta, Hymenoptera, Apidae. The record is from the annotation of a GenBank genome assembly.